UGACCCCCACAAACGUGUUCAAAUAUAAGUAAAUCGGGACCCUAAAUAACCGGCCACCGAAUGGCCGAGCCUCGUCGCCGUUUCCGCAACAAGAAGCGGGAUGACCCAUCUGCCGGCCUCCUGGCCCCCGUGACCAUUGCUCGGCGCGAGGAUGCCCGGAUGGUACAGCCGAAGAUUUUGCUGAAGAAGGAUCGCGACCGAGACAAGGAAUGGGACAGGGAUCGAGAGUUUGAGAAGGACAAGGAGUCGGAUCCGAUUUCCAUCAGCGGUGGUUGUUAUCCCGAUGCACCGGCGGCCAUUAAAACUAUCAUCAUUAAUCGCACGAGCGAUGGUCGACCGGCUGACAGAUGUCAGAUUCCCAUGGUCGGCGGCGGGAUGGUCGGGGCAGGAGCUCCUCUUCAAGGUGGUAGUAAUCUAUCCACGGUGCCAUCGUCAUCCGUUUGUGCUGCACUGGUUAGCUCGACACCAAAUGGGCGCGAUAAGGGGAGCUGUAGUAGCGGCGGCGGAACUGCUGGCAGCUCUGUCGGAGCACCAAGUGCUAUUCAGGAGCAGCAACCGCCGCGCAUGAACCGCCCCACACCACUCAUAGUGGCCAAUGGCGUCUUCAAUGCCAAUGCGCGAAAGCUCUUUCAUAAAACCAACACCGAUUUCACCGUCAUCGGAGUCGUCGGUGGCCAGUGUUCUGGGAAGAGCACACUUCUCAAUCUACUAGCCGCUGAGCGAUCUAUGGAAUAUGACUUCUACGAACAUCUAUUCUCUCCAGAGGCGGAUGAGUGCAUCUUUGCCACCCGGCACAAGGUCAAGCAAAAUAACGGUCAGAAGAGUAUUUUGCGCCCACGCACGGAGACUCUGCAAUUCUUCAUCACCCGAGAGCGUCACAUCUUGCUGGACACGCCACCGUUGCUGCCAGUGGGCAAGGAGCCAGAUCAGCAGGAUCUGCAUUCCCUAGCGGCCAUGGCGCAACUGCUAAGCGUGUGUCACGUCCUGAUUUUGGCUAUUGACGGCUUGUCCGUAGAACAGCUUCGUUUAAUAAACGUUGCCCUUCGACUACGGCCCACGUUUCCCUGCAAAGGCUAUGUUCGGGAUCACGUGCCACAGGUACUCUUCGUUCGCACACGAGCCCAGCGCCUUGAUUUCGAGCCGCAGCAGCGUCAACGACUGGAGAAGAAACUGGCAUACCUAUAUGGACCCACAGGACUACCCAUUUACCGGGGGAAGGGCGAGGCGCGGUGUUUAAAUACCUUUCUGAUGCCGGAAGUGAGCAGCAAUGCAGCCACUGCUUUUCACCCCUGCCUGGGCGAAUUAGUGCGUCAGUUCCGAGAACGUGUCCUCGGAUCAACGCGGAUAUCCAUGUGCCACACCAGCACUGAACUGAGCGAAGCCAUCUGGUUCGAGAUCCUUGCAGAGAGUGCUCGCAAGGGUGCUCCUCACUUCGAGAAGAUCUAUGCGGAGAUCAAGCUGCGCCACCUAGACGCACGCAGCCAGUGGUGGACGGACAAUUGGCGCACCUUCUCCGGUAGCACAGAAAGCUGAUCCAAAGGUUGCGGGUACGCAGAUGGUCGAGAACUUUGUGAUUAUUGGGUGGGGCGAUUUGGUGUACCCGGAUUCGCAAGGGGAGGAUUGAUAACUUGGACCAUUCUAGUGAUUAAAAAGUUCCAAUAUCAAUGCUGACAGCUCUUUUACUCAAAAAUGGACGGUAAAAUACUGGACAGUCAAGUCCAUUUUCAAAAGAAUUGCUUACAGUUAACAUAUGAAUCAGAAAUUUGAAACAUGACUGAUUAUACACUGUUUUUUACACAUACAUAUCUCUCAUUAAAUUAAAUAAAAGACUUUCAAAACUGAAUAAUUCAGGGAUUGCAAAGUAUUUCAAAAUGUUCAGUUUAAACUCAACGUUAAUUUAUUCAUUUCGCCAACAACAUUAGCGUUUGAUUGUUCUUUUUUUUAUCUAUACAUCUAUUGAGUUAGUAAAUUAAAGUCACUAAUUGAACAAAUAAAAUUAUUUAUUCUCAA
Drosophila eugracilis is the source of this 2010-nucleotide messenger RNA. Its product is annotated as protein SMG9. Gene Ontology annotation, biological process: nuclear-transcribed mRNA catabolic process, nonsense-mediated decay. The coding region runs from base 61 to 1533 and encodes 490 amino acids. Lineage: Eukaryota; Metazoa; Arthropoda; Insecta; Diptera; Drosophilidae. The record is from RefSeq and is a predicted model, not a curated record. The transcript has a single exon.